GAGUGGCCUUCCGCGGAAGGGAAGAGUCCCGCAGUCGGAGACGGCCGGCAGGGCGUGCGCUUGCUAACCGCAGCCGGGGCUGGGCCGGAGCCGGGCGAGGACUGGAGCCGGGGCCAGACCGGGUUCAGCGGGCGAGGGGCAGCAGCCGCAGCGGGGCAACCAGGCCGCACCGGGCAGGGGACGGCGGGCGUGGUGUCUGCGGUCUCCUGAGCCCCGAUGUGAGGCGGCGGCGCCCCCGGCCCGAGCGCGCACCAUGGGGGCCCUGCUCGGCGUGGCGCUGGGCGCCCUCCACUACCUGGCACUUUUCCUGCAACUCGGCGGCGCCACGCGGCCCGCCGGCCACGCGCCCUGGGACAACCACAUCUCCGGCCACGCCCUGUUCACAGAGACGCCCCACGACAUGACGGCGCGGACGGGCGAGGACGUGGAGAUGGCCUGCUCCUUCCGCGGGAGCGGCUCGCCCUCCUACUCGCUGGAGAUCCAGUGGUGGUACGUGCGGAGCCACAGGGACUGGACGGACAAGCAGGGAUGGGCCUCGAACCAGCUAAAAGCAUCUCAGCAGGAAGACGCAGGGAAGGACGAGACCAAAAUAAGUGUGGUCAAGGUGGUGGGCAGCAACAUCUCCCACAAGCUGCGCCUGUCGCGGGUGAAGCCCACGGACGAAGGCACCUACGAGUGCCGUGUCAUCGACUUCAGUGACGGCAAGGCCCGGCACCACAAGGUCAAGGCCUACCUGCGGGUGCAGCCGGGAGAGAACUCCGUCCUGCACCUGCCCAAGGCCCCGCCCGCAGCGCCCGCCCCGCCGCCGCCCCCCAAGCCCGGCAAGGAGCUGCGGAAGCGCUCGGUGGAUGAGGAGGCCUGCAGCCUCUAGACUGAUGCCCAGCCCGCCGCCGGCCCGCCCUGCGCCCCUACGGCUGUACCGAGUGCAUGAGGAGCCGCUGGACCGCUGGGGACGGGACUGCCCGGGUCCAGCUGCCUCCCCAUCCCGAGACCGCCCGUGGCCCCCACGUCGGCCCUCCUCCCACCACCCCUCGGCUCA
Molecule: messenger RNA, 1039 nt
Organism: Orcinus orca (killer whale)
Lineage: Eukaryota; Metazoa; Chordata; Mammalia; Artiodactyla; Delphinidae
Gene: VSTM2L
Product: V-set and transmembrane domain containing 2 like
Exons: 4
Coding region: 254-871 (205 amino acids)
Source: RefSeq, a predicted model, not a curated record